Messenger RNA from Anopheles moucheti, 1650 nucleotides. RefSeq lists its product as uncharacterized. The transcript is spliced from 7 exons. Bases 1 to 1650 code for a protein of 549 amino acids. Lineage: Eukaryota; Metazoa; Arthropoda; Insecta; Diptera; Culicidae. The record is from RefSeq and is a predicted model, not a curated record.
AUGAAAUUUAUGCAAAAUAUACCACUGUUAUUACUGCUGUCCUGCUGCAGCUGUUUGGCGGAUGGGCAGCAGCAACCGAACCAACAAUCAGUGCAACCGGAACAAUCCCAUUCUGUGGCGGGCGGUGAAAAUGCCAGCAAAAACGUGGCUGGUGUCGUGGACAAAUCGCAGAACAAAAGAGGCGCACCGGACAUACCGGUGGUCGUAGGUACGCCAGCGCAGCAUACGGCUUACAUAAAUCAUCACGUUGCCGGAGCAACCGUCGUAUCUGCGCCCAUUGCUGGCCACGCUUCACACGCCGCCCUCAGCGCUGUACCGUUCGGGUAUGGGCAUGCGGUAACCAGCGCCGGACACCUCCUGCAGACACCCAGCGUAACGACAGGACACCAGCACGUGAUACACAAGUUGAAUUACGUAGCGACCGCAUCGUUCAAGUUGGCAACCGUUACCGAGGGUUCCCAUCUGCAUCUACAGCCCGUUAGUUCCGUUGUGACGAAGUACAACUAUGCCGUACCACAGGUAGCGUACGCACAUUACCCUCAGUACCAGGUGUACCACCAGGCUAACCCCGGUGCAGUUCAACCGUCCGCAAUCUAUGCAACGCAUCAGCUCCACGAACAUCCGGUCGCUACGGCGGCCGUCCAUGAGAUUGCUCAUCAACACCAGCAGCAACAGCAGCAGCAGCAGCAUACGGCGUACGCUCAUCAGCAGCCCAUUUACGCACACCAUCCGGCAGCCAUCCAUUACUCCGUGCCGGCGUCGCUCGUUCAUGCUGGUCAGCACAAUUAUCAACAGCAGCAGCAACAACAGCUUCCCCUGAGUCACACACAGGCCAUCCACUACCAGGCGAACCAGGCCGGGGCACAGCCGGCAGUUCCGAUCGUUCAUCAGGCCCCGAUUGCCACCAUCAAUCAGGUACACCAGGCGCAGCAGGUCUACGCCACCCAAGGCCAGUUGACGAAGUAUCCACUCGCAGCACAGCCAUACUACGGUACGGGCGGGCUACAGCAGAAUCAGAUCUACUCGACGGUUCCCAGCUACGGUGACCCGGACACGCUAACAAACCUCGUUAAUCCUUCCACUCCCCGGUUCCUUACUACCUCCCUGCGUCCUUCCACUAGACCCAUUCCCGGUGACAUUCGGCCGAUCACUGAGUAUGAGGACGACGACGGCGACGGCAGUGACGGCGACAACGGCGAGGACGGUAUGCUGUACCGGGACGAACCCACGGUGGCUAGCGACCGAACACCGGACCGGGAUGAACCGUGCGAGAAGGAUAGCAAGAAAUCGGGACAACCAAGCGCAUUUAACCGGAAUCUCUACAACAUGUGGCGUGCGUACGACGUGGCACGGGCCCUGUUGAAAGCAUCCGGUGCUAGUGGAGCACCGGCUAAACCACGGUCCAAACCCGGCACCAACGGCAAUACGGACCGCAUACAGCUGAUUCAUCCGCCGGGUGAAUCGGACAAGAGGCUUAAGGGCAAGUACUACGAGGGCAAGUACUACGGCUAUUAUCGGUAUGGCCGCCAGGAUACUACCGGCGAUGGCAACCGUACACCAAAGUCCGUACAACCAACGUCCUCGUCGUCACCGUCGUCGUCCUCAUCGUCCGGCAGUGAGAACCACUCGCACAGAAGGAAUCUGGACUAA